CUUCCUUGUUUGAUUCUCCUUCAAAGUUCAAACUCAAACCCUAGAUCUGUUGGGAUUCCAAGGAUUUUACUAAGGGAAUCAAAGUUGCGAUUGUUGAAAAGUCACUCAAAAGUAGGAUCGAUGGACCCCAAUGACCCCAAAAUCGUUGAUGUCAACCUGGAACCAAGCAAAGAGAUUCUAGAAGACGAGGUGGAGAAAAAGGUACAUAUUUAUGUGUCUCAUGUCCCGGAUUUUGCUGAAAUUAUACCUAUCUUACCAUUACCAGCCCCUAGUGAUAAGGGUACGGUUGACGACAAUCCUGUUGAGGUUGAAGGCAGAGUUGAUGAUGCUGGUAAUGAUGGUAAUGAAGACAAUGAACAUUCUGAGGAUGAAGAUGAUUUUCUUCCAUAUAUAUCAAAAUUGAGUAAUAAUGAAGAUAAGGAAAUUAUCAAGGCGAGAAAGAAAAUGAAGUCUUCGCAUGAGGCAACUUCUAGAUCAAAAAAUGCUAGGAAAGGUGUUAAGUAUGGUCGAGCUAUUCAUGAAAUUCCCUCAUCUUCAACUGGUCACAAUGAUCUUAGUUCGAGGAUUCAUUAAGCUUAGAUGAUGAUAUUAGCUACAUUUCAACAAGUGAAAAGGAUGGAAGUGAACUUGAACAUGCUAGGAGAAGGAAGUGUAGGCACAAAGUUUUCAGAGGAACAGAUGAUGGCAAUGUACAGAUUGAGUUAGGCAUCGUUUUUCUAAACAAAGCUGAGUUUAAAAAAGCUGUGGAUAAAUUGAGCAUUAUGCA
Messenger RNA from Rubroshorea leprosula, 766 nucleotides. Lineage: Eukaryota; Viridiplantae; Streptophyta; Magnoliopsida; Malvales; Dipterocarpaceae. The record is from the annotation of a GenBank genome assembly.